Molecule: messenger RNA, 3737 nt
Organism: Megalops cyprinoides (Indo-Pacific tarpon)
Lineage: Eukaryota; Metazoa; Chordata; Actinopteri; Elopiformes; Megalopidae
Gene: gfra4a
Product: GDNF family receptor alpha 4a
Exons: 8
Coding region: 490-1785 (431 amino acids)
Biological process (GO): nervous system development
Cellular component (GO): external side of plasma membrane; signaling receptor complex
Molecular function (GO): signaling receptor activity
Source: RefSeq, a predicted model, not a curated record
CAAACCAAUAACUCUUAACAUAUUGAGGAUACUCAUUGGAUCGUAUUCCCGUUCAAGCCAUGAAUGGAUUUUGUCAAAAUUGACUGCAAGCAUAUACUGGCGGGAGGACUACGGCGGUGGAUUGCGUGAACCAAGUUUCCAUGUUUUAUUUCAUUUUAAUUGCCACGUUGUGACCAUUACGUUCUCCUCUGCCUUUGGUUGAGUUCUCUGGUAUUUGCCUACUGAUUUCCUUCCCUGAGAUUCUCUAUUUCUAAAGCAGCUGGACACCCAGUCGCGAAAGACUUCGCUGUGUAAAAAGGAUGUUUUGCGUCGCUCUGGUUCUGCCCCACGCAGUUCAGAUGGUUCUCGACACAUUCGCAGGAGGGCAAUUCUGAAUCUCAUUGGGGUUUUAAAAUAAAAGUUUGGAGAUCAGUUCAAAAUACAACAAACAAUACUGAUAUUUUCUUACUUUUGGGAUUCUCCCAAUUCGAUUUCACGACGCAAUUCAGGAUGGAGGUUGUAGGAAUGUACCUGUUUCAGCUUGCUUUUAUAGGGGUCCUGUGGGAGGCGCUGUCGGCGGGCCGGGACUGUCUGCAUGCGGGGGACACCUGCUCGAGCGAUGACACCUGCAGCCCGCGGUUGCGCACACUGCGGCAGUGCGUGGCAGGCGAUGGCAGCAUGAAGCUGGGUCCGAGUGCCCGCAGCCACUGCGAGAAUGCUGUGACGGCGUUGCUUUCCAGCCCACUGCGUGGCUGCCAGUGCAAGAGGGGCAUGAAGAAGGAAAAGAACUGCCUCAGCAUCUACUGGAGUCUGCAUCAGUCCGUCCUGCAUGGGCUCAGCCUGGUGGAGAGCUACCCAUAUGAGCCGGUGGAGAAGGGUUUCGACUAUGUCCGUCUGGCCUCCAUCGCCGCAGGCUCUGAGGUUGGUGUGGCGACAGUGAACCGCUGCCUGGAUGCAGCCAAGGCCUGCAAUGUGGACGAGACUUGCCAGAAGCUGCGAACAGAGUACGUGUCGGCCUGCAUCAAGCCUGCGGGCAAGGCGGGGCCCUGCAAUCGACCGCGUUGCCACAAGGCGCUGCGCAAGUUCUUUGACCGUGUGCCAGCAGACUACACUCACGAACUGCUCUUCUGCCCCUGUACCGACACCGCCUGUGCUGAGCGCCGCCGCCAGACCAUCGUCCCCGGCUGCUCCUACGAGGACAAGGACAAGCCCAACUGCCUGGCACAGCUGCGCACCUGCAAGGCCGACUACGUGUGCAGGUCCCGCUGGGCGCAGUUCCAGUACGACUGCCAGCCAUCCACACAGACUGUCAGUGGCUGCAAGCAGGAGAACUACGGGGCCUGCCUGCUGGCCUACACCGGCAUGAUAGGCAGCACCAUAACUCCCAAUUACCUGGACAACUCCACCUCCAACGUUGCUCCCUGGUGUUCCUGCACUGCCAGUGGAAACCAGAGGGAGCAAUGUGCCGAGUUCCUGGCCUACUUCAACGACAACUUCUGCCUGAAAAACGCCAUCUUGGCCUUUGGGAACGGGACGGACCUGAGCUCCACCCCCAUCCAGCCAGGCCAGCCAAGCCAGGCGACGUACCGCCGUGACCCAACUGCUGCCCCGCCCGUCACCAUGGAAACAGAACAAAACAUCCUGGGCCCGUUGAUACCCACAGAGACCACCGAGAAGGACAGACUGUGGAGAGACCCUACCUUCCCAUCCCCAGGAUUCUCUGACCAUGCCCUCAGUCCUGCCCCCAACAGUCUGGUCUGCUGGAGCUGUCUUCUGCCUGUGCUGCUCUUGUUCUGCCACCACUAGAGGGUGCUAGAGGCAACUUUGGGGACUCGACACUAUGGAACUCUGGGGGUUGGGAGAGGUGGAGAGACAUGUAUGUAUGUAUAUUUGUGUGCAGAAAGAGCAGGAGCAAGUCUCCACCUUUCCUCUUUACAAAUUAUAAUUAUCUCUUUUUGUGAUCUUUAAUCUCAGCGGGCAAAAAGCAUCCGCGAAUCUUUGAGGAAGUGUGUGUGUGCGUGUUUGUGUGAGACAGAGAGAGAGGGGCUAUUUUUACCCGAUACAUACUGUAUGUAUCCAGACGCAUCAGGAAUUAGCCCCCACAGGAGACCAAACUGACCUUCUUUAAAUUUAGCCAAUUCUACAUAUGUACAGGGUGCCCCUAAAAAGAUGGCAGGGGUGAGGGUAGGGAGGGGUAAGAGGAGAGAGAGUUGGAGGGGGAGGGGGCAGAGAGCUCCUUAUUGUUGGAGUUACAGUCGUGUUUUGACGUCUUGUAGAUUCAUUCUUGUGAGAGAGGAUCCUCUCCCUCAGACAGCCACUGCGCCACAAGAAUUGACAUAGUGAUUCAUAAUGUAAUUUUCAGUCAAUGUUUGAAUCAAUGACGUCAUUUUUCAUCUCAAUGUCAUUAUUUAAUUCAGUCCAAAAACAGAAGAAGAAAAGCCUCUGUCAUCAGCCCAUGCACCAAAACACAUCUUAGAGAAAAUGAGAAGAAAAAGACAUUAAACCAGGAACUUUUUUACCAUGCAUAUUUCAUUCAUUCUGUUUGGAUAAGAACUAAGCUGCCUGUACCCCUUGGUGAAAAGGGGACAUAUUACAUCUCUAACAGACAAUACUGACGGGGAACAGGCUCUAAUACAGAAUUGGUUGGACAGAUGAAGCUCAAGUGAAGAAGGGGACUGCGUUCAUAUGAAUGGAUGUGGAUCAGAGAAGACAUCUCUCUCUUGUGAGUGACUCCGAGCAGAACCACGCAGAACCACCCCGGGCUUUGAGGACAUGAGAUAAAGAGGGAUUGGGUUUCCACAGCAGCGCUUGCACCAUUCAUUUUGCUCACUGACUUGACCUUUGUCACCUUUCACCAAGUAAUAGCAGGGUGGAGGGGUUGUGGGCAGGGGGUGGUCACCGUUCGGACUUUUGAAAAGGCUCCUCUGACCCCGGGAUACUGGAUUUGCAGGAUUAUUUGGAAACAUUGCUUUCAUGUUUAUGCCAGCACUGAAGCAGUUGGUGAAGGAGACAGAGGGCAGGGCUUGGUACCAGGGAUGACAUGACGUGUGCUACAGUGUGACAGGAAAGCUUUAUAUAUAUAUAUAUGGCCAAUGAGAGAGUUCAGACCUGGGGGGGGGGGGGCGGUUGUGAAUUUCGUACAUCAGAAUACAUGUUAUUCGCUGCAAAUAAAAGCUACCGAAUGAAACACAGCCUGGUGUCCAUUUUUUUCUCCUGCAAAGCAUCCUGGGGCAGAGGAGGGGUUGUCUAUUCACUGCAGAUAACCUCUAUCCUCAAAGGAAGCUUUCAGGACACCAUGGGACCCCCCUUCAUCAGAAUUUUGCACCUCAUAAUUCAUAAAGUCUCCGUCUGCCUUUUUUUGUAGUCAGUGGGCUGUGGUCACUGAAUAAAAAGCUAUAAAAAUGAUAAAGCUGGAGCUCCAUGGAGCAGACAGCCUCUUGAAAGUUUAACGCUCGUGCCAUGCUGAGAAAAUGUAGCCACAUCGCUCAUCCAUUGACUGCCAUUACAUCCUGUAAAAGUAAUGGGUGAUAUUUUCUCCGCGUUUUGGGUCAUUACACAACUGGGACGAAUCCGCUCUUCAGACCAGGUACAGCACAAGAGGAAUAGCCAGCACAAAAAUAGUCUCAUGAGGAUAACAGCCACACAAAAGGCCCCAGAGUCUCCCAGUUCCAGCUUUCAGGAGUAAUAGAGAGUGCAUGUCUGCUUUCAAGGUGAUUGCUGACAUGUGGUAUGUAAAUAAUGCCUACAGUGAGGGCUAC